Pseudo-nitzschia multistriata is the source of this 1327-nucleotide messenger RNA. The record is from the annotation of a GenBank genome assembly. Lineage: Eukaryota; Bacillariophyta; Bacillariophyceae; Bacillariales; Bacillariaceae.
CACGAGUCCGGCAAUUGGAGGCAACGCAACGAAGCAAUACGCAAGAACCGAAAAAAAUGGCGCUUGGCAAAAGCCGCCAAAGAUCCAUCGCGGGUGCAUCGGCAUCGACCGCAGCCAAAACCAAAACGAAGCCGGUGCUCCCAAUGAUGUCGUUGCUAGUCUCCUUGUUGCUCUGCACCCGGCACCAACCGAGCGCUUUGGUAGAAUCGUGGUCACCAAAGAACGCCGCUCCCGUUGUUUCUCGGGGCACGGGGCACGGCCGCCGACCAGUGGCUUUCGAACCCUUUCGUUCCCCGGGGCUCGCCCGGCCCCUGAGCCGCACCAUUCGUUCGGCCGGAACGGCCCCCGGCGAGGAACCCGGCGGCGACGAUUUUAUCGAGAUCGAGAGCCUCUCGGCCGGACAGGUUCUGGAACUGAUCGAGCUCUCCUUCUUCCAGGCCUGCUACGCACUCUCCAAGGGGGACGUCCAGCCCCUCAAGCUCUUUGUGGUGGCCGUCGUCACGGCGUCCAAGAAGUAUCCGGGCGCCACCGCCGGGGUCGUCUGCGAGUGCGUCGACGCCCUUCCCCCGUCGGUGCGGACCCUGGACGAAACGGAGCGGGACCUCCGGGAGACGUGGAUCCGCGCCGUGUACCUGGUCAUGGAACACGUCCUCGGUACCGAAGACGACGAGGAAGACGACCGCGAGCCCGGAAAAAGCGUGGCUUCCACCUACGGCCCGAUCCUGGCCGACCUGGUGGGUGUGCACCAGACCGGAAUGGGGCUGAACGCGAACCGGUUCGUGGAGUCCCGGAAAGACCUGCUCUUUCCGGACACCGGCGAGAAAGCAAAAGGCACCGGCAGAAACAUCCUGGCACUGGAAGACACCGAGCCCGGGAUCGACGAGGAGGAAAUGGUCCGGUUGGCCGUCGUGACGCAAACCGUCAACGUCCUGUUCACGACACUGGUGGUGCUGGGAGAGGAGGAGGAAGACGGCGGCGACAACGAACCAAAGAACCAAACGAAACCCAAGUCCAGCAGCGGAAGGGGGUUUGGAUGAGAGAGGAAACAAGGUUGUGUGGUGCGAGCGGCAACCGGUUCCGGUCCGGUGUUUGCGGAACGAGACGAGGAUUGAAACAGGCCCGUCGAGCUGGAAGAGUGGGCAACGCAGUGCCUCCGAAGACCGGGUCGACGGGUUUCGCACAAUCGUGAUGCCAAAGAUCGCGAGGAUCGUCGUGGUGGAUUCAGAGGACCACCGAGACAAGAAAUCCGGAAAGAAGAGCGAUCUUUCCUACAGUACCAGACUUGGUGGAUAUUUUUUCAAAUUCAAAAAAAAGUGCAAAUUAUAAU